AUGUCUACCCCAGGAUCCGGCUUCCUCGGCCGGUCGAGCAAUAGCAAUGCCAACAUGCGAGGGCUCGUCCAGUUCAUCGCCGAUUUGCGGAAUGCGCGUGCCCGUGAGCUCGAGGAAAAGCGAAUCAACAAGGAGCUCGCGAAUAUCCGACAAAAGUUCAAAGAGGCCAACCUCAGCGGAUAUCACAAGAAGAAAUACGUUUGCAAGCUGCUGUACAUUUACAUCAUGGGCUGGGAUGUCGACUUUGGCCAUCUCGAGGCUGUCAACCUCAUCUCUGCUAGCAAAUACUCUGAGAAACAAAUUGGGUAUCUUGCGAUGACAUUGUUUCUCCAUGAAAAGCAUGAGCUAUUGCAUCUGGUCGUCAACAGUAUCCGGAAAGAUCUCCUGGACCACAAUGAGUUGUUCAACUGUCUGGCCUUGCAUGCCAUCGCCAACGUUGGUAGCCGUGAGAUGGGAGAGGCCCUGAAUAGCGAGGUGCAUCGGCUUUUGAUCUCCCCGACUUCCAAGUCAUUCGUGAAAAAGAAGUCAGCUCUGACGCUGUUGCGGCUGUACCGGAAACACCCGGAUAUCGUAUCACCUCAAUGGGCUGAACGAAUUAUCCACUUGAUGGACGAUACUGAUGUUGGUGUCGCACUCUCAGUCACAUCUUUGGUCAUGGCGUUGGCCCAAGACAACCUAGACCUCUACAAAGGAGCCUAUGCCAAGGCGGCGGCGAGGCUCAAGCGCAUCAUUAUCGACGGGGAGUAUACCACCGACUAUCUUUAUUAUAAGGUCCCAUGCCCUUGGCUGCAAGUAAAGCUACUUCGACUUCUCCAAUACUUCCCCCCUUCCGAGGACACACAUGUUAGAGAUAUGAUGAGAGAGGUGCUGCAGAAAAUUCUCAACCUCGCCAUGGAGCCCAAUAAGAAUGUACAACAAAACAAUGCGCAGAAUGCGGUUUUGUUCGAGGCCAUCGAUCUCAUCAUUCAUCUUGAUACAGAGCAUGCAUUGAUGAAGCAGAUUUCUUCUCGCCUGGGACGCUUCAUCCAAAGCAGGGAGACCAACGUGAGGUACUUGGGUUUGGAGGCCAUGACCCAUCUUGCUGCGCGGGCAGAGACUUUGCAGCCCAUCAAGCAACACCAGGAAAUCAUUCUCAGCUCCCUCAAGGACCGAGAUAUCAGUGUUCGCAGGAAGGGUCUCGACCUGCUUUACAGCAUGUGUGACACAGACAAUGCCCAGAUCAUUGUGGCCGAGCUUCUCCAUUACCUCCAGAAUGCCGACUUUGCCAUCAGAGAGGAAAUGGUUCUGAAGAUUGCCAUCUUGACGGAGAAAUAUGCCACCGAUGUUCAGUGGUAUGUCGACAUCUCUCUUCGACUGAUCGCCAUGGCUGGAGACCACGUUAGCGACGAGGUCUGGCAGCGAGUGAUACAGAUCGUGACCAACAACGAGGAACUUCAAGUCUAUGCGGCGCAGAAUAUCCUUCAGUAUGUGAGGUCAGAUCACUGCCAUGAGACUCUGGUCAAGAUUGGUGCCUACCUCCUUGGCGAGUUCGGUCAUCUGAUUGCAGACCAGCCUAAAUGCAGCCCCAUCGAGCAGUUCAUCGCCCUGCAGUCAAAGGUUGCGCCAUCUUCAUCCAGCACCCGCUCCAUGAUCUUGUCAUGCUUUAUCAAAUUUGUCAACUUAUUCCCUGAAAUCAAGCCCCAACUCGUGAACCAGUUCGACAUCUAUAGCCAUACUCUGGACUCGGAGAUGCAGCAGCGAGCUUGCGAAUAUUAUGCACUUGCCACCCGUUCUACUGACGAUCUUCUCCGGACUGUGUGCGACGAAAUGCCACCAUUCCCUGAGAGGCAGUCUGCCCUCUUAUCCCGACUCCACCGAAAGCAUGCCAACACCAGUGAUCGCAGGACUUGGGUUGUAGGAGGCAAGGAUGCAAAUGCCGAUAACACUGAAUUGGGGAUGGCCACACCACGUCUUAAGCGGACGUUUAGUUCUAACGCCUCCACGAACGGUGCUGGAAAUGGUCAAUUGGGCAAUGGUGCAUCGCUCGCUGGUCUGGACAUGACUUCCCCUAUAACCCCUCGAACUCCUAAUCUUGCCAGUGCGGCGCACUUGUCCCCUGGAUGGGAGAAGGGCUAUAAUAGAUUGAUUGCCAAAGGCGAGGGAGUUUUGUAUGAAGACGGCCAGAUUCAAGUUGGAAUCCGAUCCGAAUAUCGUGGCCAGAUGGCAUGUAUCAUUGCCUACUUCAGCAAUAAGGCCCCUACAGCUUUGGGCUCGUUUACUACUACCUUGGACUUGGAUGAAUCCGAAAAGGGUAAGUUGACAUGGGAUACCAAGACACUCCCUGAGAGCAACGUUCUUCCAGGAUCACAAACGCAACAAGUCAUCAUGUUUGAAGCCAAGAAGAUAUUUGAGAAGAGCCCGACGGUGAGGAUCAGCUAUCUUGCUGGUGCUCUGCAGGCCGUCACACUCAAGCUUCCUGUUGCCAUCCACAAGUUCAUGGACCCUGCCGAUCUUACCGCAGAAGACUUCUUCAAGAGAUGGAAGCAGAUUGGGGGUGCUCCACGCGAGGCGCAAGACAUUUUUGGCCUUUCGGGCGGGGGAGGUCACCGAGAGAUAACUCCCGAUUUCGUGACCAAAACAGUCAGUGGCUUCAGAUGGCGGGUGUUGGAUAUGGUUGAUCCCAACCCCAAGAACAUUGUCGGUGCUGGCGUGCUUCAUACGGCCGAAGGAGGCAAGUUUGGUUGUUUGAUGAGGCUUGAGCCAAACUAUUCUAGUCAGAUGAUUCGUUUGACGAUCCGCGCUACAGAAGAUACAGUUGCACCCAUUCUUCUGAAAAUGAUCAAGGACCGACUGUCUAGAGGAAUCAUUACCAUCUACGAA
Messenger RNA from Clonostachys solani, 2859 nucleotides. The record is from the annotation of a GenBank genome assembly. Lineage: Eukaryota; Fungi; Ascomycota; Sordariomycetes; Hypocreales; Bionectriaceae.